Molecule: messenger RNA, 396 nt
Organism: Ogataea philodendri
Lineage: Eukaryota; Fungi; Ascomycota; Pichiomycetes; Pichiales; Pichiaceae
Exons: 1
Coding region: 1-396 (131 amino acids)
Source: RefSeq, a predicted model, not a curated record
AUGAACUGUUCGAGGUCGUACUUUGCGAUCUGGAGCGAGCCAAAGUUGGACGAGUCUGACAGCAGCGACAAAUACGACAGGAUCGCGUUGCAGCAGCCGAGUCCGACAUUGAGCGACGAUAUCUCGUUCGUGGAAAGCACCAGCUCGUUGCCUGUGAGCCGAAUGAGGUCCUGGUCGAUGUUCUUGUCGGUAAAGUCUGCGGAUCUGCACUCGGAAACGACAAUGUCGCAUCUGUCAAUGAGCUGUUUGACCUUGUCGAGGUCUGUGUCGGUGGUUCCCGAAGCAGGAACCAGGCACUCCUUCACGCCGGUCUGGAUCAGCAGAGCCUCAAGGUUGGAAAACAGGUCGUUGUCAAGAAACUCGGUGACACCCAGAAACUUUGCGUUUGGAUCGUAA